GAGCCCCUGUCUGGAUGACUUCUUGCGGCUGUUCUACCCCUCCCCCUCCCCGCGGUACCUUGCACUUUUCUCCCUCCCUGCCCCCUCUCGAGUCCACCCUCCGGGCCUUCUGCCCCUGAUCGCUUGGUUUUCCUUGCAGUCGCCUGCUGCUGUCGUCGGGAGGUGGGUGAGGUGACGCAAACAGCCCCGUUGUUGCCCUCCGCGUAUCCCCUCACCACCUUUGCGGCCAUCCACGACUUUCGCACCUUCCGCCAUUUUCCUGCCUGUGAGGGUGGACAGAUCGCGCUCGGGUCUCGGCCUCCUGAGUGCCGGUGACUGCGGGAGGCGACGGAGUGCUUCUGGGGGUGUGAGCUGGGGAAGUUCGUGGUCACGGAUGCGUGUGGGGUUGCUGCUCAGUCUGUAACGGCAGGUGGGAGACGGACACUGGGUGGAGGAUGGAGUGCGGAAAGAUGAAUGGGAGGGCUGAUUUUCGAGAGCCGAAUGCAGAGGUUCCAAGACCAAUUCCCCACAUAGGGCCUGAUUACAUUCCAACAGAGGAAGAAAGGAGAGUCUUCGCAGAAUGCAAUGAUGAAAGCUUCUGGUUCAGAUCUGUGCCUUUGGCUGCAACAAGUAUGUUGAUUACUCAAGGAUUAAUUAGUAAAGGAAUACUUUCAAGUCAUCCCAAAUAUGGUUCCAUCCCUAAACUUAUACUUGCUUGUAUCAUGGGAUACUUUGCUGGAAAACUUUCUUAUGUGAAAACUUGCCAAGAGAAAUUCAAGAAACUUGAAAAUUCCCCCCUUGGAGAAGCUUUACGAUCAGGACAAGCACGACGAUCUUCACCACCUGGGCACUAUUAUCAAAAGUCAAAAUAUGACUCAAGUGUGAGUGGUCAAUCAUCUUUUGUGACAUCCCCAGCAGCAGACAACAUAGAAAUGCUUCCUCAUUAUGAGCCAAUUCCAUUCAGUUCUUCUAUGAAUGAAUCUGCUCCCACUGGUAUUACUGAUCAUAUUGUCCAAGGACCUGAUCCCAACCUUGAAGAAAGUCCUAAAAGAAAAAAUAUUACAUAUGAGGAAUUAAGGAAUAAGAACAGAGAGUCAUAUGAAGUAUCUUUAACACAAAAGACUGACCCCUCAGUCAGGCCUAUGCAUGAAAGAGUGCCAAAAAAAGAAGUCAAAGUAAACAAGUAUGGAGAUACUUGGGAUGAGUGAAAAAUUACAUCAUUGGACAUGAAGGAGUUUCAACAUCCAGCUUCAUCUAGGUGGUCAUGAUUACCUGCAUGCUUUGAGCUCAGCAGCAGUCUUCAUAAACACAUUUAAAACAAGAUCCUGGGUUUUUGUGGUUUGACUUCUAUGGUGUUUUAAAAAAACACAGAUUUUUAGUGUUAAUAUUGUGUAAAUGUACUCACCUUAGGGAUUCAUUUGAAUGAUGGUAUUAUACCAUGAUUGUAUACAGUUUGUGAAAUUGUUGCAAGGGCAAAGAUAACUCUUAAAAAACCGUCGAGAUUACAAUGCUCUAGAAUCAGCAUAUAAGAAAAUAAAUGAUAUCUGCAUGUUGAAUUGGGGUGGAUGGGGGGAGCAAGCAUAAUUUUUAAGUGUGAAGCUUUGCAUCAAGAAAUUAUUAAAAAGCUUUUUUUCUCCAGUAUUUUCUGUAUUAUCUUAAUGUUUAUGGCAAAUAAAAUGUAAAGGAACAUGCAACAGCCCUCAUCUUCCUUGAUUUUAUGGUUUUAUUGUUUGUAAUUUAUUGAUUUAUUUUUAAGCUAGUUAUAAUCAUGUAGGUAUAGGAAAUAAAGUCAUCUAUAAUAUUUCUAUAAUAUGGCUAUAAUAUGGCUAUAAAUCUAUAAUAUGGCUGGAGGCAGUGGGCAGUGGUUCAUGCCUGUAAUCCCAGCACUUUGGGAGGCCGAAGUGGGAGGAUUGCAUGAGUCCAGGAGUUUGAGACCAGCCUGGGCAACAAAGCGAGACCCUGUCUUUACAAAAAAAUAAAAAUUAGCUGGCGAUGGUGUCGUGUGCCUGUAGUCCUAGUUACUUAAGAGGCUGAGUUGGGAGGAUCAGUUGAACCCAGUGGUUCUGGGUUGCAGUGAGCUGUGGUCACACCACUGAACUCCAGCCUGUGCGACUGAGUGAGACCCUGUGUCUAAAAAAAUAAAAAUAUAAUGAAUGUGAUUUAUGUAGAUAAAUUGAUAAUAUAGUAAAUAGGUAAAUGCCUUAAAAAGCAUUUUUAAAGAAUUUGUAAAUUCUAAAACAAUAAAAAUUUGGUAUACAUCA
Molecule: messenger RNA, 2240 nt
Organism: Homo sapiens (human)
Lineage: Eukaryota; Metazoa; Chordata; Mammalia; Primates; Hominidae
Gene: OCIAD1
Product: OCIA domain containing 1
Exons: 9
Coding region: 435-1187 (250 amino acids)
Biological process (GO): regulation of stem cell differentiation
Cellular component (GO): endosome
Source: RefSeq, marked validated